UCUCUCUCCUUCCACUGUCACAGAGCGUGGCGCCACGAGCCACUAGUUCGUGCUGAAAUCUUGAACCCGAUACAGAAAAGAAGAGGAACAUCGAAUUCAGUGAUGGCAAUAACCUCUGAUGUCUCUGACAGUGAUUGAGUUGGAGUCUUAUUCCCCUGUCCUAGAAUAUCUGAAACUCAGCUGGGCAUGAAGUGCUUACAGGACGGGGUUUUGCAUCACAUUCGCUCCAUUAAAACUGGUUCAACCUUGACCGCGGUCUCCUCGAACCAACUCGUUAAUCUUUAUGCAAAAAAUGGUUUAUUGCGGGAAGCUCGGAAUGUGUUCGACGAAAUGCCUGAGAGAAAUGUUUAUUCGUGGAAUGCCGUGAUCUCAGCCUACUUAAAGUCCAACAAUUUAAAGGAAGCGCGUGAAUUAUUCAAAAAGGAAAAUUGUGAAAGAGAUUUGGUUACGUAUAACACUUUGCUUAGUGGGUUUGCCAAAACUGAUGGGUGUGAGAGUGAAGCCAUUGAUAUGUUUGGUGAGAUGCAUAGGAAGGAGAAAGAUGGAAUUUGGAUAGACGAGUUCAACGUCACUACUAUGCUUAAACUUUCUGCGAAGUUAUCUAAUGUGUCAUAUGGCACACAGUUGCAUGGAGUUAUGGUCAAAACUGGGAAUGAUGCUACUAAAUUUGCCGUUAGUUCUCUCAUUCACAUGUAUUCGAAAUGUGGGAAGUUUAAGGAAGUUUGUAAUGUCUUUAACGGAUCGUGUGUUGAUUUUGUUGAUAGUGUGGCUAGGAACGCAAUGAUUGCAGCUUAUUGUAGAGAAGGGUAUGCACAGAGUGGAUAUGAAGAAGAAGCUUUGAAGGUAGCUGUUAGUAUGGAGGAAAGUGGGUUGAAAUGGGAUGAACACACUACCGCAGCUGUACUAAAUAUUCUGAGUAGGUUAAAGAGCCUGAAAAUCGGAAAGGAAGUACAUGCUCGGGUAUUGAAGAAUGGAUCAUAUUCUAAUAGAUUUAUAAGCAGUGGAAUAGUUGAUGUUUACAGUAAAUGUGGAAAUAUGAAGUACGCGGAGUCUGUCCAUUUGUUAUAUGGUUUUGGAAACUUGUAUUCAACUUCUUCAAUGAUCGUGGGUUAUUCUUCUCAGGGAAAGAUGGUGGAAGCAAAGAGGUUAUUCGAUUCCUUAACUGAAAAAAAUCUAGUGGUUUGGACUGCGAUGUUCUUGGGAUAUCUCAAUAUAUGUCAACCUGAUUCUGUGCUUGAACUUGCACGUGAAUUUAUAGCCAAGGAGACCAAAAUUCCUGAUUCUUUGGUCAUGGUUAGCAUCCUUGGUGCGUGCUCUUUACAAGCUUCUAUGGAACCAGGGAAGGAGAUUCACGGUCACAGCUUGAGAACAGGCAUUUUAAUGGAUAAAAGACUUGUUACUGCAUUUGUUGACAUGUACUCAAAAUGCGGAAAUGUUGAGUAUGCUGAAAAGGUAUUUGACAGUAGCUUCGAGAGAGACACAGUUAUGUACAAUGCCAUGAUAGCUGGUUGUGCUCAUCAUGGUCAUGAAGCCAAAUCUUUCCAGCUCUUUGAAGACAUGGCUGGGGGUGGAUUCAAGCCAGAUGAAAUCACGUUUAUAGCCCUCCUAUCAGCUUGUCGUCACCGCGGCUUAGUCUUAGCAGGUGAGAAAUACUUCAAGUCGAUGAUAGAGGUUUACAAUAUAUCCCCCGAGGUUGGUCAUUAUACUUGUAUGAUAGAUUUGUAUGGAAAGACCAAUAGGUUGGACAAAGCCGUAGAACUUAUGGAAGGUAUUGAUCAAGUUGAUGAAGAUGCUGUUAUUCUUGGUGCGUUUUUAAAUGCUUGCAACUGGAAUAAGAAUACAGAGCUUGUGAAGGAAGUGGAAGAGAAAUUGCUAUUCAUUGAAGGAUCUAAUGGGUCUCGCUAUAUUCAACUAGCUAAUGCAUAUGCCUCGUCUGGUAGAUGGGAUGAUAUGAAACGCAUACGGAAUCUUAUGAGAGGGAAGGAGCUAGGAAAAUUUUCUGGGUGCAGCAAGGCAUAUAUCGAUAAUCAAAUUCAUAUGUUUACUUCCUCUGAUGUUUCUCAUUUCAAAACAGAAGCUAUAUAUGCCAUGGUACAUUUUGUGACCAAGGAUUUAUCUGAAAUAGCUGAAAUCACGAUUUAAGAGAGAGGUAUUAAUUUUCUGUACAUUUUUUAUAUAGAAUACUCACAUGACCCAAGGUUGAUGAUAUCUGUUACAGUCAGAAAUUUAGUUGCACUGAGUUUUGGGUACUUAUAUUGUAUUUCACAGCUAGCUUUCUCAAUGUUCUUAUCAUCAGUAAUUGUUUGUUCAUCACUGUUUUGAGUGUUAACUUUUUGCUAAUUUUCUCGACCUGUUUUUACUUGCUUCUGUUGGAGGAUAACUCUUCUAAAGCUGCAUAAGCUAAUGACCCAUAGUUCUUCUCUUGUAUUGCAAUAUGGCUGUUAUCUUCGAAAGUUGAAGAUUGAGAAACAAAAUCCCAAGUUGUCUUAUCCAAAAUGGUUGUUUAUAACUUUCUCCAUUGAUAGAAGGGCCUCAAGUCUUAACUUAGAUUAACCAGACAACAAGGUCAUGUGAGCACCAAUAAAAUCUCUGGUCUUUAUUCAUCUCUCAUCGUCUCUGUAACAUGUUUUAGAGUUGAAGUGAAAUGUUUACUGUAUGUUUCCUUUUGUGCAAUCACUCUUACUAUUUUGUUUCUUGUUUUAUUUAGUUGGAAGUAAGCUGGGGAAAAACCAAGCAACACCAACACAAAGCAGUUAAGGCAACAACAACUGAAACAACAUCAAACCAACACAAAAACGAAAACAGCAACAGAAACCAGUACAAGAAACAUGAACUCAUGAAGAAACCAAAACACAAAACGAAAACCUUUAAAAAAAAAA
Molecule: messenger RNA, 2879 nt
Organism: Capsella rubella
Lineage: Eukaryota; Viridiplantae; Streptophyta; Magnoliopsida; Brassicales; Brassicaceae
Product: putative pentatricopeptide repeat-containing protein At3g18840
Exons: 2
Coding region: 187-2142 (651 amino acids)
Biological process (GO): RNA modification
Molecular function (GO): RNA binding; protein binding
Source: RefSeq, a predicted model, not a curated record